This is a messenger RNA of Lineus longissimus, 978 nucleotides long. Its product is annotated as piggyBac transposable element-derived protein 4-like. The transcript has a single exon. The coding region runs from base 1 to 978 and encodes 325 amino acids. The record is from RefSeq and is a predicted model, not a curated record. NCBI's taxonomy places the organism in Eukaryota, Metazoa, Nemertea, Pilidiophora, Heteronemertea, Lineidae.
AUGAGGCCAAUAACUGAUAUGUUUCUGCAGAAAUUCAGGGAUGCUGUGUCUCCAACCCGAGAGAUCAGCCUAGAUGAAGGAACAUGUGCAUUCAAGGGCAGAGUGUCAUUUCGUGUUUACAAUAAAGAUAAGCCAGAGAAAUGGGGGAUAAAACUCUAUGAAGUCUGUGAAUCCAAAGGUGGUUAUUGCUUCGAAUUUGAGGUGUUCACCGGACGAGAAAACCAGCAGACCCAGGAUAUUACUUACCAUACAGUGAUGCGUCUCUGUGAUCCCUAUCUGGACAAAGGGCAUAUUUUGUACAUGGACAGAUACUACAGCAGUCCAAAGCUAUAUGAUGAACUGUGGAAUAGGGGAACUGUUGCCACUGGGACUGUGAUGGCCAACAGAAAGGGACUUUCACCUCAUGUGAAGGACAAACUGAGGAACAAGGGAGAUAUCGUUGCUUGGCGCGAGGGCUCUCUACUUUGUCUGAAGUGGAAGGACCGGAAAGAUGUGUUGAUUCUCUCAACACAGCACAACAAUGCCACCCAGCAGGUCAUGGUAAGAGCUCAAGGGGGUAGAAGACCCAAACAGAAGCCAGUUGCCAUUCAAAACUACAACGACUUCAUGUCAGGAGUAGAUCUUAGCGACCAGAUGAUGCAGUACUAUGCAUUCAAAAGAAAAACUCUAAAGUGGUGGAAGAAAUUAUUCUUCCAUAUGAUAUACCUUGCUCUUGUCAAUGCAAGAUGCAUCUACAACAAACUGCUUGCUGCAAAGGGAGAUGGCAAGGUGGCUUUGAAACCUUUUCUUGAGGAUGUCUGUGAGCAACUUGUAGAAUCUGCUGGUGUCGACCGGGAUGAUGAUGACAUUGAUGACGGGGACGCCGCGAGACUCGUUGCUCGUCAUUUCCCAUCCCAAAUCCCCCCACAGACAAGAAGCAAAAGCCCACCAGGCAAUGCAAAGUCUGUUUUGCUCAAGCCCAACAUCAGAGAAGAGUAG